This is a messenger RNA of Malassezia sympodialis ATCC 42132, 1467 nucleotides long. RefSeq names its product Tms1p (gene TMS1). The record is from RefSeq and is a predicted model, not a curated record. Lineage: Eukaryota; Fungi; Basidiomycota; Malasseziomycetes; Malasseziales; Malasseziaceae. Gene Ontology annotation, cellular component: membrane.
AUGGGGGCUGUCCUCUCUGUGCCGUGGCUGCUGUCGCCCGUGGCGUCCUGCUGCACGGCUGCCUGCGUGUCGCUAUGUACGUCGGCAGCGGCGUCGAUGAUAUGCCAGCCGUGCCACUUCCGCUCGUCGGUCGCGACGCGCGUGGGCUAUGCCCUGCUGUUCUGCGUGGACGCGCUGGUGGCGUGGCUGAGCCUCGCGCCCAGCCUCGCGCGCUCGCUCGAGCACUGGACGUUCCGCUACGUGCAGCUUUCGUGCAUUGAGCAGGAGACGUGCGUCGGCGUUCUGGCUGUGCACCGCAUCACCUUUGCGCUUGCCCUGCUGCACCUGCUCCUGGCCGCGCUCCUCGUCGACGUGCACGACUCGCGCUCGCCGAAGGCCGCGAUCCAGAACGGCUGGUGGGGCCCCAAGGUCUUUGCGUGGCUCCUUCUCGUCACGCUCGCCUUCCUCCUCCCCAGCGGCUUCUUCCUCGUGUGGGCGAACUACGUGGCGCCGUGCCUCGCGCUGGUGUUCAUCCUGCAGAGUCUCGUGCUCCUCGUGGACUUUGCGCACACGUGGACAGAGGAGUGCCUCGACCGGUGGGAGCGCGGCUCGGAGCUGCACAAGUACCUCCUGCUCGGCUCCACGCUCGGCACGCAUGCCGUGGCCAUCGUCGGGUCGAUGCUGCUCUGGGUGUUUCUGGGCCGCGGCUCGUGCACCGGCAACCGGAGCAUGAUCUGGAUCAACAUCGCGUUCUACGUCGCUCUGACCGGCUCCUCCGUGAGCCGGCCCGUGCAGGAGGCGAAUCCACGCAGCGGCCUCGCACAGUGCGGCGUGGUCACGGCGUACAUGACGUAUCUCCUCGCGUCGGCGCUCAUGCAGCACGACGACGCGGCGUGCAAUCCCAUCGCGCGCGGGCGCGGCGAGGGCGUCCAGACCUCCACGGUCGUGGCGAGCGCCCUCUUCACAUUUGCGACCAUUGCCUACUCGACGACGCGCGCUGCGACGCACUCGCCCCUGAUGCGCGACAGCACGGCCGGCGGCCCGAUCGCGCUCGAGGCGGCGCCUGUCUCGCUCACGGAGCCGAUCACGACGCCGCCCGCGCCGCAGUCGACACUGCGCAUCGCGGCCAUCCGCUCGGCGGUCGAGGCCGGCUCCCUGCCGAGCUCGGUCCUCGACGACGAGCUGGACGCGCAGGCGGCAGCCGACGCGCCGCGCGACCGCCGGCAUGUGAACGACGACGAGUACGAGGGCGUGCGCUACCACUACAGCAAGUUCCAUCUCAUCUUUGUGCCGGGCAUCUGCUACACGGCCAUGCUCCUGACCGACUGGCAGUCGGUGCAGCACCGCGACACGGGCGAACAGCUCGUCACCUUCAUCGGCACGAGCAGCGCGGCCAUGUGGAUCCGCAUCCUGUCGGCCUGGGUGUGUGGGCUCGCGUACCAAUGGACGCUCCUGGCGCCCGUCCUCUUCCCGGACCGCUUUACAUAG